Messenger RNA from Penicillium nucicola, 1149 nucleotides. RefSeq names its product tetratricopeptide repeat protein. The coding region runs from base 1 to 1149 and encodes 382 amino acids. The transcript has 6 exons. The record is from RefSeq and is a predicted model, not a curated record. Lineage: Eukaryota; Fungi; Ascomycota; Eurotiomycetes; Eurotiales; Aspergillaceae. Gene Ontology annotation, molecular function: protein binding.
AUGCCCUCCCUCCGCAACAUCCUCCACAAACGCGACGAGCUCAGCAAAGACCCCAAAAACGACCAACCAACAGCUCCCCCACAGCCUGAAUUCACCCUCAUCCGAACAGACACACACACUCAAGAGAUCCUAACCGCUCCCCCAGACCCAGCCCCAACAACUCCAAUCCUCCAAGAACCAGACAGCAACACCCUCUCCCCAUCCCCGCGCCGGAGCUUCCAGCUCUUCACACGCUCGCGCAAUAACUCGGUCUCCUCGCCGUCCCCGCCACGCCGUGAACGCCGCCUCUCAAACCUGCUCCACCUCGACCAUCGCAGUCGCAGUAACUCGCGUGACUCCUCUGUAAACAUCCCUGCGGAUUUACCGCAGAUUCUGGACGACGGAGGUGCAAGUAAGCAGGAGCGCGAGGCGCAGUGGGAGAAGAGGGCUACCGUGCUUGUUCAGCAGAAUCCGCAGUUCGGGAGGUCGGGUUCUGAAUUGGCGUUGGCGGGGAGUGGGAGUGGGCAUGCCAAUGAAGAUGUGGGAGAGGCUUCGUUAGGAUUGGGGUUGGGGAUUGAGAGGCCUGGGCCUGGAUCAAGGGGGUCAAGUCAGAGUCGCAUUUCGGUGGGGCCGGCUGAAGAUGUUAAUAUUCAAGAGGCAAUUCGACUGCAUGAAUCUGGUGAUCUUGAGCGAUCAACGCACAUGUUCGGACAACUUGCAGACGCAAAUAAUCCCCUCAGCCAAGUUCUCUAUGGUCUUGCUCUACGACACGGAUGGGGCUGUCCCCAAGAUCCAGCGCGCGCAGUAAAAUACCUCUCUGCAGCUGCGUCCAACUCAGCCGCAGUAGAAGCAGAGGCUCUGCGCGCCGGUGUCAAAAAGGGCGGGUCUGCAAAAGGAGAGCUCGUGCUGGCCAUGUUCGAGCUUGCCAAUUGUUUCCGCAAUGGGUGGGGUCUGGAAAAGGACCCUGCUGCUGCCAGGCAGUACUAUGAGACUGCGGCCAACCUAGGGGAUGCCGAUGCCAUGAAUGAAGUGGCAUGGUGCUACGUAGAAGGGUUUGGCGGGAAGAAGGACAAGUUCAAGGCAGCCAAGUAUCUCAGACUUGCCGAGGAAAUCACGGGCCCUACUGUUGGAAAUUCUUGGAUUUGGAAGGACAAAUAUAAUCCUAAAUAA